ACACUUCCAAAGUUCGUUCCUUUUCAUUUUUUGCAUUCUCACGCGCGCACGGAAUCUGCGAGGAUCUCUGUGGUUGAAUUUUUGGUUUUGAUUUCUUGUUCAGGAUGGCAGAUCAGCACAAGGACGAUAGUUUGAUGGAAAAAGUAUCGGAGAAAAUCAAUUCUCACGACUCCUCUUCGUCCUCGUCCUCAUCGGACUCAGAGGAUGAGAAGAAGAAGCCGUCGUUGAAGGCUAAGGUGAAUCGCUUCUUCGGCAAGGAGAAGUCGGUUCACGAACUUCUCGGAGGUGGCAAACUGGCUGAUGUGUUUCUAUGGAAGGAUAAGAAGGUCUCUGCUGGGGUGCUGAGUGUGGCUACUGCUAUCUGGGUUUUGUUUGUUGUCCUGGAAUAUCAUUUGCUUGCAUUUGUUUGUCAUGGAUUGAUGCUUGGGUUGGUUAUUGUGUUCUUGUGGUCAACUGCAUCCACCUUCAUCAAAAAAUCACCUCCUCAAAUCCCACAAGUAAUUAUUCCUGAAGAACCUGUACGAAAGUUUGCAUCUUGUCUGAGGGUUGAGAUCAACCGUGGCUUUGCAGUUCUGAGGGAUAUUGCCUCUGGAAAGGAUUUGAAAAAGUUCCUUGCUGCUAUUGCUGGGUUGUGGGCCGUGUCGUUUGUGGGCAGUUGCUUCGACUUCUUGACACUGCUGUAUACAACUACUGUUCUGCUAUUCACUGUUCCCAUCUUUUAUGAGAAAUAUCAAGACAAAGUGGACUUCUACGCGGAGAAGGCAAUGGUUGAGCUCAAGAAACAGUAUGCAGUGUUUGAUGCUAAAGUCUUGAGCAAAAUCCCGAGAGGCCCGUUGAAGGAUAAGAAGAGUGAUUGAGCAUACGGUGUGCCCGCGUCGAUGCAGUUCUCACUUGUUUUUUUAGUCUCAUUUAGUGUCCAUAUCUUUGCACAUCCAGACUCAUUUGCUACUGUUCAUAUCUAUAUCUGGUGAUGGUGUUGGUGUGGUGAGGUUCCAACCUGAGUAUGGUAAGUAUAACUACUGUUGCUUUGUUGCUUUGCCUUGGCUAAAAUUUUAUUCAAAUUAUGUUUAUGCAAGAA
Molecule: messenger RNA, 1078 nt
Organism: Andrographis paniculata
Lineage: Eukaryota; Viridiplantae; Streptophyta; Magnoliopsida; Lamiales; Acanthaceae
Product: reticulon-like protein B2
Exons: 5
Coding region: 105-857 (250 amino acids)
Source: RefSeq, a predicted model, not a curated record